Messenger RNA from Penicillium manginii, 2361 nucleotides. RefSeq lists its product as uncharacterized. Gene Ontology annotation, biological process: regulation of DNA-templated transcription; DNA-templated transcription. Lineage: Eukaryota; Fungi; Ascomycota; Eurotiomycetes; Eurotiales; Aspergillaceae. Gene Ontology annotation, molecular function: zinc ion binding; DNA binding; DNA-binding transcription factor activity, RNA polymerase II-specific. The record is from RefSeq and is a predicted model, not a curated record. Bases 1 to 2361 code for a protein of 786 amino acids. The transcript has 3 exons.
AUGCUCAAUCGUUUGCCCAUCCCUCGCUUGCCGAAUCGACACGUAUCUCGUAAGCUACGCCGCGUCUCUCGUGCCUGCGAUGAGUGUCGGUCACAGAAGAGGAAAUGCGAUGGCUCUAUGCCGACAUGCGGCCAGUGUGCUCGUGCGAAGCUGGCAGUAUGUGUUUAUUCUAAGUCAAAGAGAGAUCAAGAGCGAAGUGAAUUGGAGUUGGCAAAGGAGAAAACCGAUCUUUAUGAGAGGCUACUUCGAGAAGCAUCUCACGAAGUUGAGCUCCCUCUGGCGAAAGAAAUCGAGAAAGCAUUGAGAUCAGUAUCUCGGGAAGAUGGAAGCAUGUCCUCAAAUGCCUCCUCGCCAUCUUCGGUUGGCUCUCUGGAUGCCCUCGAUGUUCUCGAUGAAGACGUCAACAGGAGCAAAGACAGUAGAGCAACAGGUUAUCUCGGCAAGAGCUCAGAGGUUUCCUGGAUGCGUACUUUAGAUGCUGAAGCCAAUGAUCCGUAUCGCAGCGAGAAGGAAAUUGAAAAUAGCAGCAAAUUUCCGCAUAAGAGGACUGCACCUACGGUAUCGAUGAACUACCAUAUCGAGCCCGCCGAGUAUCCGGGUUCAGAGAUCGACAACCCAUACGCAUUACCUGCAAAAUCGUCGGCAGAACGACUACUGAGAUUAUUCAUGGAUAGUGUCCAGCCGUCUCUUCCCGUCAUUCGCCAAGACCUUUUCACAGAACAAUUCCACUCGUUUUAUUCAGGAAUGUCAAAACAUCCGGGAAGAAAAUGGUUGGCCUUGUUAAACUUGGUCUUCGCCAUUAGCAACAAAUUAUGUCAGCUUUGCGGGCAAGAGUUCCAAGAUAAAGAACACAGGUUUUUCUCACGAGCGCAGACCUUGAAUAUAUCCGAAAGCUUAGUGGAAGACCAUGAAGAUUUGCAGCAAGUGCAGAUCGAAACACUCGCAGCAUUCUAUCUGUUGAUUUCAUCACAUAUAAAUAGGGCGUGGAAGAUGAUUGGCACAGCGACUCGCUCCAGCAUCUCCUUGGGUCUGCAUCUCCGAGCCACGCACAACAAAUUGAAUGCUUCAGCUCUCGGAGCUCGACAUAAGCUUUGGUGGUCAAUUUUCAUCUUAGAAAAUUUACUCUCUGUUAUGACUGGACGAGCCUCUGGCUUAGCGAAUAGCUUCCUUUCGGCACCUCCACCUCUCGCCUCGAAGGAUCUUGAUCCCUUCACUAAUGGCGCUCCAAACGACCCUUUAGAGCGGCUAUCUGAGAAUCCACCUAUGGAAUGGACAAUGAACCAACAAUAUCAGCACCUUCAAGCCCAGCGGGCUUUAACAAAAGGAAUGGGCGCGACCAAUGAACUAUACUUUUUUUGUCUCACUGACCUGAUCGUUAUCUCACACACUGCAUCCACCCGGGUGUAUAGCACCGAUUCCGUGAAGCAAGGAUGGGAUGAGAUUCGGAGCCGCAUUGAAUUUUACAAUGGAAAGAUGGUUGAAUGGCGCUCUAGUUUACCGGAUAGCAUAAGGUUUGAGGUAACAGAUAUCGGGCCAAAUUUCCCAGCCAAGGACGCCUAUAGAGUUUCUCUGGCGAUGCAUUAUCACAGCUCUCGAAUCGUCCUCAACAGACCAUGUCUCACUCGAAAGAAAAAGGACGGGAAGGGGGAGGUCAAAAACCCCUUCUCUCAUGCGAGAAAAAGUAUAGAGACAGCCUGCCUUGACUCGGCUCUGGCAAUGCUUUCUAUCUUCCCAGAAGAACCAGGGGCAGACUGGCUUCGAUCUGUACCUUGGUGGAAUGCUCUUCAUUUUCUGGUUCAAGCUACCACCAUAUUACUCAUAAAGGUUUCUUUGGAAAGCUCAUCACAAAAGCAGAAAGGCCCAAUGUCCACCGGUCAAUCGAGUAACGACCAAUCUCUGGACCGCUCUACAGUUCUCGAUUCGGCAGCGCUUCGUGCCGCAGCCAAUAAAGGGUUACUGUGGCUAUGUCACCUCGGUAAAAACGACGAUUCUGCGCGUCGGGCUUUUGAACUCUGCAACAGCUGCGUUCAUCGUAUAGAACCGAGGUGCUUCGUUGCAGAAGACACCGAGGGCGUAAGCAAUGCACUCACCGCGUCUCAUCUAGAAGUACCUACAGAUCAGAAACAUCAGCAACAUCGAAGCAGGCUCGACGUGUCGUACUCUCAAUUUGCUGGUAUGAGAGGCUUUGGCUACGACCACAAUCUCAGUGGCGCUACUAUACCCUUGGGUUUGGAGGAUACAGAAGAUAUUGGGUUUUUUGAACCCUCCGUUGGCACCUUAGGAGUGGAUAUCGACAUGUCCGACUACAUUCCUGACCUACAAAACGUGAACUUGGAUGAAGUUCUGCAAUCUCUCGCAUAA